This is a messenger RNA of Synchiropus splendidus (mandarinfish), 1242 nucleotides long. RefSeq names its product SH2 domain-containing adapter protein E-like. The transcript is spliced from 6 exons. The coding region runs from base 1 to 1242 and encodes 413 amino acids. The record is from RefSeq and is a predicted model, not a curated record. Gene Ontology annotation, molecular function: phosphotyrosine residue binding. Lineage: Eukaryota; Metazoa; Chordata; Actinopteri; Syngnathiformes; Callionymidae.
AUGGCUAAGUGGUUCAAGGAGUUCCCCAUCACUUUGAAAAACGGCUCUGACAGAAGUCGAUCUGCCCCUGACUCGGGGUUCCAGUCCAAAACAUCUGGAUUAAAAUCCGCUCACCGCAAGGACGGGUCCGCGGACAGCACCGCUGGUGCCGGUGUGGGCUCUCUGUUGAAGAACCGCAAGAACUCGGCAUCGGAACCUACCAGGAACGGCAGCACACCAAGAGAUGGCAGAGUUUGGGACAAUCUUUUUGCACGCAAAAAUUCCAGAGCGGAUCCGGUUUUCGAGGAUCAGCACCCACGAGCCAAGAGCUCCGGCUCUGCUUACAUCAACCGGCUGAUUCGGAUGGACAAACAGGACAGAAGUCCAAAUUUCAACGGCGACACCGGUCCGCAUUCUGAUGUAGAAAAAAACGUCCAGAUAAAAACAGAAAAGGUGACCAUUCUGGAAGACUACGCUGACCCAUUUGAUGCAAAGAGGACCAGAGAGCGGAGGGAGGCGACGAGAGCAGGAGAGAAUGAUGGAUACAUGGAGCCCUAUGACGCCCAGCAGAUGAUCACAGAGAUCCGACGCAGAGGGUCCAAAGAUCUGCUGAAAGUGGUGAUGGAAGGGGAUGAGGUUUCUGUGGAGGGAGAUCCAACUGCACCCACAAAGCUGCAUGAAAUCCCACAUGAGGGGAGUAGAGACCGAAGUCUGGAGGUGGACCGUCGACCUACUGUAGAAUGCAAGAAGGAGCAGAUCAUCAAAACGCUGUCAGUCCCUCUGGACAGCCCUGAACGCACGGUCAAAGAUGAGCGCCCCCAUCAUAGCCUCACUAGACCUCCACAUCUGCACAUGCGGCAUAAGAGCUGGACCCAGAAGAUCCUCAAACCCUCCACCAGUGAUCCACGGAUGGACGCAGAGGCCUGCUGUGUGGACCCCACCUUGCCCCUGGAGAGACAGAGCUGGUACCAUGGCUGCGUCACACGUCAGGAGGCAGAGUUCCAGCUGCAGUCCUGUCGAGAGGCCAGCUUCCUGGUCAGGAACAGCGAGUCAGACAGCAGCAAGUACUCCAUUGCGCUCAAGACGAGCCAGGGCUGCGUCCACAUCAUUGUUGCUCAGACCAGAGAGAACACCUUCACCCUGGACCAGAGCAGCUGUGUGUUUCCCAGCAUCCCCGAGGUCGUGCACCACUACUGCUCUGAGCAGCUGCCUUUCAACGGCGCUGAACACAUGACCCUGCUGCACCCGGUCUCCCGCGUCUGA